CCAUCCCCAGCCGGAAGUUGUGGGACUGAAUGGAUCACGGAGCCGGCGGCUGUAGCUCUCCAGUCUUCCUCUGAUGCUUGGCGGCCGUUGAGCCACCAGGUUCAUGUGGAGGCUCCCAGGCUCCCGCGCCGCGCUUCGUGGGGUCCGCACGGCGGUGGGGCGGCACACUCGGGCCGAGGCGGCGACUGAGACGGCGGCGGGAGCGAUGGAGCGCGCUGUGGUGCGCUGUGUGCCUUCGGAACCGAAGCUAAGCCUGUCGUUCGCUCUGGCAGACGGCAGCCACAAGAACAUGCAGCGCGACCAAAGCGAGCCGCUGGGUCGGGCCCUCAGCCGGAUUGCUACCAACGCCCUCAAAGGCCACGCUAAGGCGGCUGCCGCCAAGAAGAGCAGGAAGAACCGGCCAAAUGCAAGUGGCGGGGCCUGUGCGGGGCCUGUGCCAGAGCCGGCUGCGGCCUGCGAGCCCGUCGUGAAGCUGUACUACCGGGAGGAGGCAGUGGCUGAAGACGUGCUCAACGUGGACGCCUGGCAGGACGGCGCGGUGCUGCAGAUCGGCGAUGUCAAGUACAAGGUGGAGCGCAACCCGCCCGCCUUCACCGAGCUGCAGUUGCCACGCUACAUCAUGGCCGGCUUCCCGGUGUGCCCCAAGCUCAGCCUCGAAUUUGGGGAUCCCGCCAACUCGCUCUUCCGAUGGUACAAGGAAGCCAAACCCCGAGCGGCGGAGCCUGAGGGCGGGAGCCCCUCGUCAUUGUCUCCCUCUUCACCCUUUCCUGGUUGGACAGAGACGGGUGUGAACGAACGCGUCUACACGCCGUCCAAUGCAGACAUCGGGCUACGACUCAAGCUUCAUUGCACCCCAGGCAAUGGGCAGCGCCUCGGGCCAAGCCGGGAGUUGGAAAGUGUGUGUCCGGUGGAGGCUGGGCCCGGUACUUGCACCUUUGACCAGCGGCAUCUCUACACCAAGAAGGUGACGGACGAUUCUCUCAUUCGCACUGUGUCUUACAACCUCCUGGCCGACACGUACGCCCAGACUGAGUUUUCGAGGAGUGUCCUGUACCCGUACUGUGCCCCUUAUGCCCUCGAGCUCGACUACCGCCAGAACCUCAUCCAGAAGGAGCUCACGGGCUACAACGCUGACCUCAUCUGUUUGCAAGAGGUAGAUCGCAACGUGUUUACCGACAGCUUGGUGCCGGCCCUCGAGGCCUUUGGGCUGGAGGGCGUGUUUAGAAUCAAGCAGCACGAAGGCCUGGCUACUUUCUACCGAAAGACCAAAUUCACUCUCCUUAGCCAGCAUGACAUUUCUUUCCACGAAGCCCUGGAGUCCGACCAACUUCACAAAGAACUGCUGGAGAAACUAGUUUUGUAUCCGUCUGCGCAGGAGAGGGUGCUCCAGAGAUCUUCUGUCCUCCAGGUUUCUGUUCUUCAGUCUACAAAGGACUCUUCUAAAAGGAUAUGUGUUGCUAAUACCCAUCUGUACUGGCAUCCAAAAGGUGGGUACAUUCGUCUCAUUCAAAUGGCGGUAGCCUUGGCUCACAUUAGACAUGUCUCGUGUGAUCUGUAUCCUGGCAUACCAGUUAUAUUUUGUGGAGACUUUAAUAGUACCCCAUCAACAGGAAUGUAUCAUUUUGCUGUCAAUGGCAGCAUUCCAGAGGACCAUGAAGACUGGGCUUCCAAUGGGGAAGAGGAACGUUGCAACAUGUCCCUCACCCAUGUCUUCAAACUGAAAAGUGCUUGUGGUGAACCUGCUUACACAAACUAUGUUGGUGGCUUUCAUGGAUGUCUGGAUUACAUUUUCAUUGACUCAAAUGCUCUAGAGGUUGAACAGGUGAUUCCAUUACCUAGUCAUGAAGAAGUUACCACUCACCAGGCCUUACCUAGUGUUUCCCAUCCCUCUGAUCACAUAGCACUUGUGUGUGAUUUAAAAUGGAAAUAGAUUCGUGUUUAAUGGAAUUUAAGUCUCUUUAGUAGGAAAUUUAAUAUGAAUCAGAGCUUAUAUGUAACCUUCAAAGAGGAAAACUACACAGACACCGAGGCAAAAUGUUUUUAUUCUGUGUUCCAGUGUCUUCAUUACAUGACUGUUCAUAAUUGCAGUUUCUCUACUUUUUUUUUUCCUAAGGUUGAAGGAAAAACAAAUAUAUUUAUGACUACCAGGAAGAACAUUGAAUUAUGUACAUUUUAUAAGUACUUUUUUUUUAGCUAGGAAUUAAGAAUUUUGUAAAAAAAAAAAACCAAAAAACCAUUUGAAUGAUCCUAUAAUUUUUCUAUCAUAACACAUUUCAAAUUGAAUCAUGUUUGUAUAAUUAGGGGAAAAAUGCAUAUGGGUUAAGGUGAGAGGCCUAAGUCUGACAUGAACGAACAUUAGGGUCUACCUCUACCUCAAUUUGGUUAGCAAUUUAAUACAACUUCAGAGCUUUAACGAAAGAUUAAAAUGUGCCAUCCACCAAAUGUUAUUGCUCCUCAUCUUUCAUUUUUCAAUCAACAUAAGAUAUUUUAAUUCUCUUAUUUGUAGGAUUUUACUUUCUAGUGUAUGGUACAAAUGAAGACAUUUAUAUUAUUCUAGCCAGCUCAUUUGAACUUUUAGGAUGCAAGCACAAUUUAGUAUUCAAAGUGAAUAGCAACAUAGUCAACUUGAUCCCAUUUUAAUUAUUCUUGCCCAUGAAAAACGUUCAUAAAUCAUCAAGGGUAUUUGGCCAUAUGAUAUUAGAGAAUACAGCAUAAUACAUUACUUUAUGAGAAACUGUCUGCUGAUAUGGGGUUGACAUUUUGGGAGAACCAUUGAGCAUUUCUAUGCUGGAAGUAUUUUUGAAAUUGUUGGUCUUUAUAAAUAGGAGAAGGAGGAGUAGCGGAUCUUUUGGGCAUUUCUGAAAUAAACUAUUCUUUUUAUAGACUUGAGCAUUACAAUUUGAGUUAUAGGAAAACACUGUAUAUAUAAUUUAUAUGCUGUAAAAAAAAGUUUAAAUAUGAAGCCAGACUUUUUAAAAUUAGGAAUUAUAGUUUUACUGAUUAGUUUCUAACCUAGAGUGGUAACUGGGCUCUUCUAACUCAGUUAUCACCAUACCUUAUUUGUAAUGCUUUAGCUCUUGCUUUUUGAUGUUCAGGGUAACUGUAAUGUUAUCUCCUACUUCUGCAAUUAGUUUCUAGCUUAGAUAUGAAAAGCUCACCCACUUCAAGAAGAGUUCUGAUUUUCCACAGUCAUGAGAGUUUUUGUCUCAAAUUCUUUAAUCUCCAAACCCAAAACCAUAAGAACUUUCCUCUUUUGAUAAAAUAGGCUGUACUUCCAUAUUCUGCUCACUGUCCAAUGUAUUGUUAACUCUUAGUAAGUUUGAGAACAAGAAUUUUACUUCGUUCAGAUUGAACCUUGAAGUACUUAAAAUACUGGAAAAGAAAAAUUAAAGUGGCAGUUUCUUGGGAUCUUGUUUAGAAAAAGCUAUAAAUAAAAAUUGAUGCUACCGAAUUGUGCCUUCCUAAAUAACAUUUUUGAGAGCAUUUUAACAUCAGUUUACAACUACAUGAAUAUGUUAAAGCCAGAAUCUGAUUCUUUUGCAAAAUACAUCUUUUUUUUUCCUUUUUAAAAUGUGUUUUUGGUCUGCUUUCAGACAUGUUGACAGGACCCUUAAAAUCACUUGAAAAAAAGUUUCUAAGCAAAAAGUUGAGAAACAUUUUGAAAGAAGAAAUUAAGUUACAUACUUAUUCAUGCUCAUGAGAAAAACAUUCGGAUUCUGUAUUAACAAACACCCUGGCUAACUAGAUUGAACUCUAGUCAAAGGAACUAAUCACUUAUCGAAGAUUCCACGUCCUGAGUCUUUAAAUUUUAUAUUUACUGACUUAACAGUGUGAUCUGAUUAUAGACAGGCAUUUCAGAAUAGGAGAAGGUAGAUUAUUGUGAAGUGCCAUAUACUCUGGUCAAAUCUCCAAUAUAUAGAUAAUGUUAGUAUGAUUGGAGUCCAAAGUAGGGAACGCUAAGAAAAUUGUAUAAAUAGGAUACCAAAAUUACCUUGUAUUCAUGAGUUAUAAUAAAGUGUUAUUCAGAAAUGUUUAUGUGCUUAAAGCCAUGUUUGUGAUUGAAUUUUUCUAUUACAUUUGGAUUUUUUAGUACAUUUAAUAAAGUAUGGAAAGUCUAGCA
Molecule: messenger RNA, 4120 nt
Organism: Neofelis nebulosa (Clouded leopard)
Lineage: Eukaryota; Metazoa; Chordata; Mammalia; Carnivora; Felidae
Gene: PDE12
Product: phosphodiesterase 12
Exons: 3
Coding region: 104-1930 (608 amino acids)
Biological process (GO): nuclear-transcribed mRNA catabolic process, deadenylation-dependent decay
Cellular component (GO): mitochondrion
Molecular function (GO): 3'-5'-RNA exonuclease activity
Source: RefSeq, a predicted model, not a curated record